Lepus europaeus (European hare) is the source of this 2090-nucleotide messenger RNA. It is a transcript of the gene BDNF, whose product is annotated as brain derived neurotrophic factor. Gene Ontology annotation, molecular function: nerve growth factor receptor binding; growth factor activity. Gene Ontology annotation, biological process: positive regulation of collateral sprouting; cell surface receptor protein tyrosine kinase signaling pathway; memory. The coding region runs from base 312 to 1055 and encodes 247 amino acids. Lineage: Eukaryota; Metazoa; Chordata; Mammalia; Lagomorpha; Leporidae. The transcript is spliced from 2 exons. The record is from RefSeq and is a predicted model, not a curated record.
CUCCGGCGAGAUCAAAUGGAGCUCCUCGCUCAAGGGGUGCAAGCCGUACCUCCGCCAUGCAAUUUCCACUAUCAAUAAUUUAACUUCUUUGCUGCAGAACAGAAAGACUACCACCGGGCAGCAAAGACUCGCCCCCUCCAUCCAACACUGCCCCGCCACACACACACACCCCCUUCUUUUUAACCGAAGGGCAGGUGAGAAAGGAAUAACCAGAGUCUGAGAGUUUGGGGGCUGAAGUGUUCCCAGAGCAGCUGCCUUGAUGUUGACUUUGACGAGUAGUGACUGAAAAGUUCCACCAGGUGAGAAGAGUGAUGACCAUCCUUUUCCUUACUAUGGUUAUUUCAUACUUCGGUUGCAUGAAGGCUGCCCCCAUGAAAGAAGCAAACGUCCGAGGACAAGGCAGCUUGGCCUACCCGGGUAUGCGGACCCAUGGGACUCUGGAGAGCGUGAAUGGGCCCAAGACAGGUUCAAGAGGCCUGACGUCGUUGGCUGACACUUUUGAACAUGUGAUUGAAGAGCUGUUGGAUGAGGACCAGAAAGUUCGGCCCAGCGAAGAAAACAAUAAGGACGCGGACUUGUAUACUUCCAGGGUGAUGCUCAGUAGUCAAGUGCCUUUGGAGCCUCCUCUCCUCUUUCUGCUUGAGGAAUACAAAAAUUACCUGGAUGCUGCAAACAUGUCUAUGAGGGUCCGGCGCCACUCUGACCCUGCCCGCCGUGGGGAGUUGAGCGUGUGUGACAGUAUUAGUGAAUGGGUGACAGCGGCAGACAAAAAGACUGCAGUGGACAUGUCGGGCGGGACGGUCACAGUCCUUGAAAAAGUCCCUGUAUCGAAAGGCCAACUGAAGCAAUACUUCUACGAGACCAAGUGCAAUCCAAUGGGUUACACGAAAGAAGGCUGCAGGGGCAUAGACAAAAGGCAUUGGAACUCCCAGUGCCGAACUACCCAGUCGUAUGUGCGGGCCCUUACCAUGGAUAGCAAAAAGCGAAUUGGCUGGCGGUUCAUAAGGAUAGACACUUCCUGUGUAUGUACAUUGACCAUUAAGAGGGGAAGAUAGUGGAUUUAUGUUGUAUAGAUUAUAUUGAGACAAAAAAUUAUUCUAUUUGUAUAUAUACAUAACAGGGUAAAUUAUUCAGUUAAGAAAAAAAUAAUUUUAUGAACUGCAUGUAUAAAUGAAGUUUAUACAGUACAGUGGUUCUACAAUCUAUUUAUUGGACAUAUCCAUGACCAGAAGGGAAACAGUCAUUUGCGCACAACUUUAAAAUGUCUGCAUUACAUUCCUCGAUAACGUUGUGGUUUGUUGCCAUUGCCAAGAAUUGAAAACAUAAAAAGUUGAAAAAAAUAAUAAAUUGCAUGCUGCUUUAAUUGUGAAUUGAUAAUAAACUGUCCUCUUUCAGAAAACAGACAAAAAAAAAAAAAAAAAAAAAACAAAAAUUUGAACCAAAACAUUCCGUUUACAUUUUAGACAGUAAGUAUCUCCGUUCUUGUUAGUACUCUAUCUGUUUUACUGCUUUUAACUUCUGAUAGCGUUGGAAUUAAAACAAUGUCAAGGUGCUGUUGUCAUUGCUUUUCUGGCUUAGGGGUAGGGGGGAUGGGAGGGGUAGAUUUCUGUUUGUUUUGUGUUUUAUUUUUGUUUGUUUGUUUUGUUUUUUUAGUUCCCACAGGGAGUAGGGAUGGGGAAAGAAUCCCUUCAGUAUAUAUUCUGGUUAAUGAAAAAUACAUCUGUAUGUUGUAAAGAUGUUCGCAAUAUCAAUCAGAUGACUGGAAAGUGAAUAAAAAUUAGGCAACUGAAUGAAAUGUUCAUACUUCACUUCCCAUAAUGCACCUCCCAGGCCCCGGCUCACCCUAUGGGCAUUGGUUGGGGGGGAAGCUUCUUUCCUUGGAAAGACCUGCAUUUGCUCAGAACACAUUCUUUCCCUCCCUCCCCCUUUGGUCCCUUCUUCGUUUUGUUUUAGCUUAAGGGAAAAAAUUCAGUUGCGCGCUCUGAACUAUUUUACCACUGCUGUGAAUAAGUGAACAAAUUGUGUCACAUCAUGGCACUCAUAAGCAUGGGGAACAGUGAUUUCUUUUCCUGCUUUUUUUUUUUUUUUUU